AUGGAAGAGCAACCAAAAGAAAAGGCUCAACUUGUUGAGGCACCCAAACAGGGAGACGCUGCAGCUGGCCCAGAGCAGACCACGCCGAAGAGCCAGAGUAACUUUGGGAAGAAUCAAAUGACCAAGAGAUUGCAGCCGACUUUAAACUGGAGGGCCACUGUUGAUGUCAAAGGAAAGGGAAUCAAAGACACCCAAGAGGAAAAACAUGGAGGAAGACUUGAAAAGCCCAGGGCUUCUCUGACCCCUGGAAGAGCACAGCUGCCUCGGAAGAGUCUUGAUAAGAGUGAGGAGAUUCUUAGCGAGAGCUCCUCAGAGAGUGAGGAAGAGGAGGAGCCGGCUGACCUUCGUCAGGAAGCCAAUGUGGAUUCACCGUCGGAAUAUUGGCAAAUCCAGAAGCUGGUGAAAUAUCUAAAGGGGGGAAAUCAGACAACUACGGUGAUCGUGCUAUCCUCGAUGCGGGAUUUCAACCUAUCCCAGGAGACCUGCCAGCUGGCCAUCAGAGAUGUGGGAGGCCUCGAGGUGUUAAUAAACUUACUGGACACAGAUGAAAUCAAGUGUAAGAUUGGCUCAUUAAAAAUCCUGAAGGAAAUCAGUCAUAAUCCUCAAAUCAGACGUAAUAUCGUUGACCUUGGGGGCUUACCAGUUAUGGUUAAUAUCCUCGAUUCUCCGCACAAGAUUCUAAGAUGUCUGGCAGCUGAGACCAUUGCGAACAUUGCCAAGUUCAGGCGAGCCCGGCGGGUGGUGAGACAGCAUGAAGGCAUCACCAAGCUGGUUGCUCUCCUGGACUGUGCUCAGACUGCAGCAGAGCCUCCUCAGUCCAGUCUGUACGAGACCCGAGAGGUGGAAGUGGCUCGUUGCGGGGCGCUGGCACUGUGGAGCUGCAGUAAGAGCUAUGCCAACAAAGAAGCCAUUCGCAAAGCCGGGGGCAUUCCCUUGUUGGCCCAGCUCCUGAAGACGUCACAUGAAAACAUGCUCAUUCCAGUGGUGGGAACAUUGCAGGAAUGUGCAUCAGAGGAACACUACCGAGCAGCCAUCAAAGCUGAAAGGAUCAUUGAGAAUCUAGUGAAGAACCUGAACAGUGAGAACGAGCAACUGCAGGAGCACUGCGCCAUGGCCAUCUACCAGUGUGCUGAGGACGAAGACACCCGUGAACUGGUUCGACUGCAUGGAGGACUGAAGCCUCUGGCCAGCCUGCUCAGCAAGACUGACAACAAGGAACGGCUGGCUGCUGUCACGGGGGCAAUAUGGAAGUGCUCCAUCAGCAAGGAAAAUGUGGCCAAGUUUCGGGAGUAUAAAGCCAUUGAGACUUUGGUGGGACUUCUGACGAACCAGCCUGAGGAAGUGCUUAUCAACGUGGUGGGAGCCCUGGGGGAAUGCUGCCAGGAGCACGAGAACCGCGUCAUCGUCCGCAGGUGUGGUGGCAUUCAGCCGCUGGUGAACCUCCUCGUUGGGAUAAACCAGGCUCUUCUCGUGAAUGUCACCAAAGCAGUUGGCGCCUGCGCAGUCGAGCCCGAGAGUAUGGCAAUAAUUGAUCGCUUAGAUGGAGUCCGCUUGUUGUGGUCCCUGCUGAAAAAUCCUCACGCGGAUGUGAAGGCCAGUGCAGCGUGGGCCCUCUGUCCAUGCAUCCAGAACGCUAAGGAUGCUGGAGAAAUGGUUCGGUCCUUUGUCGGUGGUUUGGAACUCAUCGUCAGCUUGCUCAAGUCAGAUAACCAGGAAGUUCUGGCGAGUGUAUGUGCUGCUAUUACCAACAUAGCCAAAGACCAGGAAAAUCUCGCCGUCAUCACAGAUCAUGGGGUCGUCCCUUUACUGUCCAAACUGACCAACACAAGCAACGAUAAGUUGAGGCGGCACCUGGCAGAAGUCAUUGCACGUUGCUGCAUGUGGGGCAGGAAUAGAGUGGCCUUUGGCGAAUACAGAGCAGUAGCCCCCCUUGUGCGGUACCUGAAGUCCAACGACACCAAUGUGCACCGAGCCACUGCUCAGGCCUUGUACCAGCUCUCAGAAGACAUCAAUAACUGCAUCACCAUGCACGAGAAUGCUGCGGUGAAGCUGCUGUUGGACAUGAUAGGUUCUCCUGACCAGGACCUCCAGGAGGCUGCAGCCGGUUGCAUCUCCAACAUCCGCAGGCUGGCUCUGGCCACAGAUAAGGUGAGGUACACUUGAAACACAGAGGGACCGAGCCAGCGAAUUGUACAACACGUGG
Messenger RNA from Ochotona curzoniae (black-lipped pika), 2203 nucleotides. Its product is annotated as outer dynein arm-docking complex subunit 2-like. The transcript is spliced from 14 exons. The record is from RefSeq and is a predicted model, not a curated record. The coding region runs from base 1 to 2163 and encodes 720 amino acids. Gene Ontology annotation, molecular function: protein binding. Lineage: Eukaryota; Metazoa; Chordata; Mammalia; Lagomorpha; Ochotonidae.